GCGCAAUGCCGCUGCUCGUCGAGUUCUUCGGGAAGCAUUGACUACGUCACCUCAAGAACUCUCCUCCCUCAUCGAGCAGUUGAUGGGGGAAGAUUUGGCGGCAUCCACGCCAGGUGUUGGGUCGCCCGCGGUUACAUCCGCUCGCGGGUGGCUCGAGCAUCGGAGCCGUGUGCAGGCCUAUCCGACCGUUGUUCAUUUAAGCUGGGCCAUUGCCGGAGCCCUAGACUGUCUGCGAGCAGGGCAAGCAGAACAGGCGAGGGCCAGACUCAACAUUGCACUCUUACAAGCAGAUCAGAUGUCAGUCGAUCGCGGCUCCUGGUGGGCAGAGAUAGCGCUGAGCAGGUUGAGGGACGAGGCAGAUUUUCUCGACACAAGGCAAAAGCUUUCUACCCGCCACUCUCCGUUGAUCAACAAGGACACCAGCGAGCCCAUCGGGGACAACAGCGACCGGUGCCGCGAAACGCGCUACGAGCUCCGAUACCCCCUGCCUCGCUCUUCCUGCCUUCUGGAAUUCAAUGACCCGGCUUGUGAUGAUGUCGUGGCCGACCGCGUGUUCGCACGCCAUCCCGAACCUGGUGUCGACCAGCCUCCGUUCGUGAAGAUCUUGGCUGAUCGCACGCAGACGAGCUUCGCGAUCGAUUGGUGCUCGAUGCCCGUCCAGCUAAUCAACUGGAAAGUUUUCCUGGUCGAUGGGUCCGCUGAACUGGUUUUUGAUGCAACACCUGGGUCCUUCGAUGCCUUUGAUGGACCUGUCUUGGUUGGGCUGUCGUCCUUAGCUAUGGGUGACUCGCGAGCUUCUCGUGCAUGCUUCUCCCCCGCCUCGGGGUUUGCUUUCGAUCGGCCUCGUCAUGACGACUUGAUCAUCUUACAGCGGUGUCUGGCCCGUGACCUGGAGCUGUAUCGCGCUUCGCCUGGUUUAUCUGAGCGCUCUCAGCGCCUUCGCAUGGCAUUGGAUGCUUAUGACCGCGCCGAUCUUCGCUUCAGUCCCAAGAAAACCUCUGAGGACCAGUCCAGGGCCUCCUUUUGGGGCGUCGACUGCUGCGGCACGGCCGGCUUGGUUCGUGCGAAUCCCUCUCCCUAUUGGGCUCUUGUGCUCAUCACCACCAGGGUCAUGCAACUCGGCUUGGCCACACGGUCGUUGCUGGAAAGCUUACUUGGCUCUUGGGUUUCAGUGUUCAUUUUGCGGCGUCGUCUGCUGUGCCUGGCUGACCUAUGCUUCCAAGCCGUUCGUCAUGGCGAGCCUCAAACAGUGCUGCGUUUGUCACCCGAGCUGCUCUCUGAGCUUGCCACUUUUGUGCUUCUUGGGCAUACCGCAGUGCUUGACCUUCGCGCCCGUUCGCGAUCACAUCAUCGCAACGGACGCUUCAAGCUCGUGGCAGGUGCGUGGACUCGCCUUCUCACUCCCCCUUCUGCCUGGCUGCGAGAACAUGACCUCCUGCCUCCGGAGUCAGAGUUACCCGGGGACAUGCAGUUUGAGGAUUUGUUUGACUUGGGCGGCUCCCGGCCAUUAGUCCUGCACAGUCCCACCGUGACUGCUGACGAGGCUUGGGCCUUGGGUCCCUUGGCGGAGGCCUUCAGUGUCCCUCCACAGGUGCUACAGGCGCAAGGUUCCUUCAGUAAGGUUGCCGCCGACAAUUUGCUGAAUCAGUGGAUUUUAAGAGUCAUUCGCCUCGCAUCAUCGCUGGGCAUUUUCUACUGUGCUGAAAAUCCCGACACGUCUUACUUCUGGCGCAUGCCGGGUUGGGAGGAUGAGGCUUCUGCCAGUUCGCGUCACGUUUUCCGUGCGGACAUGUGUCAGUUCGGGUGCUUUGGCGGAAACGCACGAGAGUUGCCACCAACACUGCCCUUGCAGGUGCCAGGUUGCUCUGUGACCGUGCUGAGUCGCACUUGCGUUUGGUUGGCCGUUCCCCCGCGCAUCGGUUGCCUUGGACUGCAGUUGCUGAUACCUCCCCGGCUGGAUUCGCCGCCAAAAACCCGGGCCCCCGCCGCGCUUCUCGAGCGUUUCUUGCUGCCCGUCGCUCUGGAGACUUGGAAGUGGGAAGCUGUGGAGCCGACUGUGCACCGCACUCCCCUGCCCGAACCUCUGCUCCGAGCGAUGGUCACAGUUGGGUGGCUACGUGGUCUCAGGCGUUGGGCUGGGUGCGCUUUGCUGGCUUUCUACGGAAUGGCUCGGGUAGGAGAGGUCCUCAAGUGUGAAAGGCAUCACCUGCUUUUGCGGGAUGAUCUCUUUCCCUCCGCCGAGGCCCUUUUCCUACGACUGGACACUUCAAAGACCGCGACGAGAGGAAGACCGAAGGUGCAGCACAUCCGGAUCGAUGACCCCUCUGCUAUGGAGCUUAUUACGAUUGCCUUCAAGGACCUUCAACCUGCAGAACCUCUGUUCCCAUUGAGCCCUUCUGCGUUUCGCAGUCGUUGGGACCAUUGCCUGCGGGUUCUUGGCGGUGCCGUCCUCGUCACCCCUGGCAGCCUCAGGGGUGGUGGGGCAGUAUCUGCAUACCACAGAGGAGUACCGAUUCAAGAUAUACAGUGGAAACUUCGCCUUAAGCACAUGGCCACGUUGGAGCACUACCUACAGGAAGUAGCCGCCCUCGGGGCGCUCAACGAGGCUUCUGAUGAUGCAAAACGGCUGAUUCGCUUCGCUCUUCAGCUUUACCCGUGUCUUCGCUACAGCGCGUAG
Messenger RNA from Symbiodinium necroappetens, 2677 nucleotides. The record is from the annotation of a GenBank genome assembly. NCBI's taxonomy places the organism in Eukaryota, Dinophyceae, Suessiales, Symbiodiniaceae.